AUGGACAGUCAAAGAGUUGGUAUUCUCGGUGGUGGGCAGUUGGGCCGCAUGAUGAUAGAAGCAGCCUCUCGAAUGAACCUCAGAGUUACAGUCCUUGAUAAGCCAACUGACGCUCCGGCCAAGCAAAUUGAAUCUACCCAAGAGCAUAUUCACGGAGCCUUUAGCGAUGCUGAAAAAAUAAAGGAACUUGCAAUAAAGGUUGACGUUUUAACUGUAGAAAUAGAACAUGUCAACGCAGAUAUUUUGGCUUCCAUUGAAAAAGAAGGUUCUGUGCGUGUUUGUCCAUCCUCAUUUACGAUCAAAACAAUCCAAGAUAAAUUCAAUCAAAAAGAAUAUCUUUCAUCUCAUGGCAUACCGGUAGCCGACUAUCGAAACACACCCACAAUAGAGGACAUUACAAAGGCCAGUGAAGUGUUCGGAUAUCCCUUCAUGCUGAAAUCAAAAACGAUGGCUUAUGAUGGAAAGGGAAAUUACGUCAUAAAAUCAGCAUCUGAUAUUCCUGAGGCAAUGGUGGCUUUAAAGAACCUUCCCCUGUAUGCUGAAAAAUGGGCACCUUUUGUAAAAGAGUUGGCCGUUAUGGUCGUUCGACGUGCUAAUGGUGAGGUUCGUUCAUAUCCUGUGGUGGAAACCAUUCACAAGAACAGUAUCUGCCAUCUCGUCAUAGCGCCUGCUCAAAUUGACGGUAGCAUUGCUAAGAAAGCCGCGUCGAUUGCUGAGAAUGCCAUCAAAGCUUUUCCUGGUGCCGGUAUCUUUGGUGUAGAAAUGUUCUUAAUGGAAAGCGGCGAGAUCUUGUUGAACGAAUUGGCUCCCCGCCCUCAUAAUUCGGGCCAUUAUACAAUUGAAGCUUGCGAAACGUCUCAAUUCGAAAAUCAUAUGCGUGCUAUUUUGGAUCUGCCACUGGGAUCUACAGCGAUGAAAGUGCCAGCAUCCAUUAUGGUGAACAUUUUGGGAGAAAAUACAGAUAUGGACGCAUGUUACAAACCCUGCCAUACUGCUUUACUAACAGACGGAGCCACGAUCCAUUUGUAUGGUAAGAAAGAAUGUCGACCAGGUCGUAAAAUGGGACAUAUUACAGUUGUUGGUGAAUCUAUGGUGGAAGUGCAACAUCGACUUAAACCAAUCUUGGAAGUAUUGGAGCCAGGUGUCGAACGCCCCUUGACCGUAAUACCUUUGGUGGGUAUAAUUAUGGGUUCCGAUAGCGAUUUGCCCGUGAUGAAAGUGGGAGCUCAAAUAUUGAAAGACUUUGGAAUUCCAUUUGAAUUAUCCAUUGUUUCUGCUCAUCGGACACCUUUACGUAUGGUUGAAUAUGCACAAUCAGCAGCUCAGAGAGGAAUCAUGGCUAUUAUUGCUGGUGCAGGUGGUGCUGCUCAUUUGCCUGGUAUGGUAGCAGCGAUGACACCGUUACCUGUCAUUGGUGUUCCUGUGAAGGGUAGCUCAUUGGAUGGUGUAGAUUCUCUUUACAGUAUCGUGCAAAUGCCUCGUGGUAUUCCCGUUGCCACAGUUGCUGUGAAUAAUAGCACAAAUGCUGCUUUGCUUGCAAUUCGUAUUUUAGGUGCAUCUAUUCCCAGUAUUCAACAAAAAAUGGCUGCUUAUAUGAACAAAAUGGAGAAGGAAGUUAUGACAAAAGUCGAAAAAUUAGAUAAUGUUGGAUGGGAAAGCUAUUAG
This is a messenger RNA of Mycotypha africana, 1665 nucleotides long. RefSeq names its product phosphoribosylaminoimidazole carboxylase. Bases 1 to 1665 code for a protein of 554 amino acids. The transcript has 2 exons. Lineage: Eukaryota; Fungi; Mucoromycota; Mucoromycetes; Mucorales; Mycotyphaceae. Gene Ontology annotation, biological process: 'de novo' IMP biosynthetic process. Gene Ontology annotation, molecular function: ATP binding; metal ion binding; phosphoribosylaminoimidazole carboxylase activity. The record is from RefSeq and is a predicted model, not a curated record.